Molecule: messenger RNA, 4998 nt
Organism: Choloepus didactylus (southern two-toed sloth)
Lineage: Eukaryota; Metazoa; Chordata; Mammalia; Pilosa; Megalonychidae
Gene: HIP1R
Product: huntingtin interacting protein 1 related
Exons: 32
Coding region: 72-3257 (1061 amino acids)
Biological process (GO): endocytosis; clathrin coat assembly; actin filament organization
Cellular component (GO): actin cortical patch; clathrin-coated vesicle
Molecular function (GO): phosphatidylinositol-3,5-bisphosphate binding; phosphatidylinositol-3,4-bisphosphate binding; clathrin-cargo adaptor activity
Source: RefSeq, a predicted model, not a curated record
CGCGGUGACGCGCUCAGUCGCGGGCAGCCGGGGCCCGGAGCGGAGGCAGCGGCGGCGGCGGCGGCGGCAGGAUGAACAGCAUCAAGAACGUGCCGGCGCGGGUGCUGAGCCGCAGGCCGGGCCACAGCCUGGAGGCGGAGCGCGAGCAGUUCGACAAGACCCAGGCCAUCAGCAUCAGCAAAGCCAUCAACGCCCAGGAGGCCCCCGUGAAGGAGAAGCACGCCCGGCGCAUCAUCCUGGGCACGCACCAUGAGAAGGGCGCCUUCACCUUCUGGUCCUAUGCCAUCGGCCUGCCGCUCCCCAGCAGCUCCAUCCUCAGCUGGAAGUUCUGCCAUGUCCUCCACAAGGUCCUGCGAGACGGGCACCCCAACGUUCUGCAUGACUGCCAGCGGUACCGGAGCAACAUCCGGGAGAUCGGGGAUCUGUGGGGGCAUCUGCAUGACCGAUACGGGCAACUGGUGAACAUCUACACCAAGCUGCUGCUGACCAAGAUCUCCUUCCACCUCAAGCACCCCCAGUUUCCUGCGGGUCUGGAGGUGACAGAUGAGGUGUUGGAGAAGGCAGCUGGGACUGACAUCAACAACAUCUUCCAGCUCACCGUGGAGAUGUUCGAUUACUUGGACUGCGAGCUGAAGCUUUCCGAAUCAGUUUUCCGGCAGCUCAACACGGCCAUCGCCGUGUCCCAGAUGUCCUCGGGCCAGUGCCGCCUGGCCCCCCUCAUCCAGGUCAUCCAGGACUGCAGCCACCUGUACCACUACACGGUGAAGCUCCUGUUCCAGCUGCACGCCUGUCUCCCGGCCGACACCCUGCAGGGUCACAGGGACCGUUUCCAGGAGCAGUUCCACAGCCUCCGGAACUUCUUCCGCAGAGCCUCCGACAUGCUCUACUUCAAGCGGCUCAUCCAGAUCCCCCGGCUGCCCGAGGGACCCCCCAACUUCCUGCGGGCCUCUGCGCUGGCUGAGCACGUCAAGCCCGUGGUGGUGGUCCCUGAGGAGGCCCCAGAGGAGGAGGAGCCUGAGACCCUCAUCGAGAUCAGCUCCGGGCCGCCCGCCGGGGAGCCAGCGGUGGUGGCCGACCUCUUUGAGCAGACGUUCGGGCCUCCCAACGGCUCCAUGAAGGAUGACAGGGACCUCCAGAUUGAGAACUUGAAGAGAGAGGUGGAGACGCUGCGUGCCGAGCUGCAAAAGAUCAGGCUGGAGGCCCAGCGGUAUGUCACGCAGCUGAAGGGCCAGGUGAAUGCACUGGAGGCCGAGCUGGAGGAGCAGCGGAAGCAGAAGCAGAAGGCCCUGGUGGAUAACGAGCAGCUCCGCCAUGAGCUGGGCCUGCUGAGGGCCACCCAGCUGGAGGGGGAGCGGAACCAGGGGCUGCGUGAGGAGGCUGAGAAGAGGGCCAGUGCCACCGAGGCACGCUACAGCAAGCUGAAGGAGAAGCACAGUGAGCUCGUCAACACACAUGCAGAGCUGCUCCGGAAGAACGCAGACACAGCCAAGCAGCUGACGGUGACGCAGCAGAGCCAAGAGGAGGUGGCACGUGUGAAGGAGCAGCUGGCCUUCCAGAUGGAGCAGGCCAAACGGGAGUCGGAGAUGAAGCUGGAGGAGCAGAGUGACCAGCUGGAGAAGCUCAAGAGGGAGCUGGAGGCCAAGGCUGGAGAGCUGGUCCGCACGCAGGAGGCCCUGAGCCGCUCGGAGCAGAGCGGCUUGGAGCUCAACUCGCAGCUGGUGGCGCUGGGCGCCGAGAAGGAUGUGCUGAGCAGUGCCGCACGGCAGCGGGAGGCCGAGCUGCUGGCAGCCCAGGAGCGGGCCCGCGAGACGGAGGCGGCGCUGAGCCAGGAGCGGGGCAAGCUGCAGGGCCGGCUGGCCCAGAAGGAGUGUGAGGAGCAGGGGCUGCAGCGGAGGCUCCUGGACGAGCAGUUUGCGGUGCUCCGGGGCGCGGCCACCGAGGCAGAGGGCAUCCUCCGGGACGCCAUGAGCAAGCUGGAUGACCCCCUGCACCUGCGCUGCACCAGCUCCCCAGACUACCUGGAGAGCCGGGCCCAGGCUGCCCUGGACGCCGUGAGCGCCCUGGAGAGAGGCCACGCCCAGUACCUGACCUCGAUGUCAGAUGCCUCAGCCCUGGUGGCUGCCCUGACCCGGUUCACGCACUUGGCUGCAGACACCAUCGUCAAUGGCGGCGCCACCUCCCACCUGGCUCCCACCGACCACGCUGACCGCCUGAUGGACGCCUGCAGGGAAUGUGGGGCCCGCGGCCUGGAGCUUAUGGGGCGGCUGCAGGACCGGCAGGCUCUGCCGCAGGCGCAGCCCAGCCUGGUGCAGGGGCCCCUGCGGGACGUCCUGCGGCUGGCCCAGGAGCUGAAACCCAAGAGCCUGGACGUGCGUCAGGAGGAGCUUGGGGCCAUGGUGGACAAGGAGAUGGCAGCCACAUCUGCAGCCAUCGAAGAUGCCGUGCGGAGGAUCGAGGACAUGAUGAACCAGGCCCGCCACUUGAGCUCUGGGGUGAAGCUGGAGGUGAACGAGAGGAUCCUCACCUCCUGCACAGACCUGAUGAAGGCCAUCCGGCUCCUGGUGAUGGCGUCCACCAGCCUGCAGAAGGAGAUCGUGGAGAGCGGCAGGGGGGCGGCCACACAGCAAGAAUUUUAUGCCAAGAAUUCGCGCUGGACGGAAGGACUCAUCUCCGCCUCCAAGGCCGUGGGCUGGGGGGCCACACAGCUGGUGGAGUCGGCCGACAGGGUGGUGCUUCACACGGGCAAGUACGAGGAGCUCAUCGUCUGUUCCCACGAGGUCGCGGCUAGCACGGCCCAGCUGGUGGCCGCCUCCAAGGUGAAGGCCGAGCGGCACAGCCGCCACCUGGGCCGCCUGCAGGAGUGCUCCCGCACUGUCAACGAGAUGGCCGCCAACGUGGUGGCUUCCACCAGGUCGGGCCAGGAGCAGGUGGAGGACAGAGACGCCAUGGACUUCUCAGGGCUGUCCCUCAUCAAGCUGAAGAAGCAGGAGAUGGAAACCCAGGUGCGGGUCCUGGAGCUGGAGCAGCGGCUGGAGGCUGAGCGCGUGCGGCUGGGGGAGCUGCGGAAGCAGCACUACGCGCUGGCAGGGGCAGUGGGGGUGCCUGGCGAGGAGGAGCCGGGCCACAUGCCCACUGCCCCCCGAAGCGGGGCCUCCAAGAAGCCGCCCCUGGCCCAGAAGCCCACCCUGGCCCCCCGGCAGGACCACCAGCUCGACAGGAAGGACGGCGUCCACCCGGCCCAGCUCCUGAACUGCUAGGCGGGCGAGGCCCUCGGCGCCGGGGCCGCGGGCGGGGGUCUCGGGCUGGGCCGCCGACUCGGCCGGAGCCUCGGAGGGGCCCACACGCGCUGCACAGCGGCCCUGCCGGGGGGCGCCCUCCCGGCCGCAGGAAACUCCCCGGGCAGCCGGGCCCGCCGGCCUGACGCAGCUCUUCAGAAAAUACAUGGAACAGACAUGCUGUUCGAGUUAGCGCCUUUCUUCAUGAGUUUCCGUUCAGCACGCUGGGACUGGGGCAGUGCAGGGGGGCCUCGCCCGCCGUCUGGGCUCACAGUGUGAGGUUAGGGACGAGCAGAAAAUCCCAGUCCACGGCGGCUGUCGGGCUGCGGCCGCCUCGGGAUGCUGAUUUCUUGGAUCUGCCAGUGUGAGCGCUCAGCUGCUCUGACCUUUGGCAAAGUGAGGUGCUCUGGGGCACUUAUCCAGGGUCUGGGGGCAUUGGAUGACAGAGCUGGGGGGCUGACAGGGCAGCAGAAGAGAACGUCUGGGAAGAGAAGCCAGCGAUUGCUAGGGUGGGAGGGACGGCGGGGAGAGAUUGGCAUCAGCAUCCCUGGGGGUGCCGGGCAGAUCCCAGGGUUCCCAUGUCCCAGCUGGGACCCACCAGGCUGGCAGUGUCCUCCUGUUUCCUGUCCACUCCGCUGCUCAGGUUGCCCUCAGAGGCCCGGGGCUGGUUGCGCCCCAUCGCCCACUUUCCCCUCCCCACACAGCUCUUCCCAUCCCUCCUGGAGGUGGGGGCUUGGCUCUGGGCCCUUUUGUCUCAGCUACAAGGGACGGCCCAGAGACAGAGCCAGCCCACCCUCUGGUGGACAAUGGGGUGCCUGUGCUCGACAGGAAGCCCAGGGUACUUCUCGGAGGCAGGGGGACAGGACUGCGGGUGCUGUUUGCAAACUCCAGCAGAGCAGCAGCACUCUGUGCCUCCUGAGGUUGGGCCCCAGCCUUGCCUGCCCACCUGAGCCAGUCAGUGUUGGAAUGAGCACCCUACGCAUGCCCAGGGUGGUUGGUGGGACCAGGUGGGAAUGGUUAGUGGCAGGACCCACACUCACCCCCUCCAGCCUCCUCCUGCCCCUUAACCUCGGGUCCUUAUUCUGGGACAGCCACCAAGUAUCAGCCGAGGUCUGGAGCCAAGCAAAAGGAGCCUGCUCUUUUGUCUUGUAUUUGGGAUUUGCUUUGGGUGAGGUGUCAGAUGGGCACAGAGCUCACGGUGGACUCUAGCGCCGCUGCCCCACGGUGAGGGCUGCACCUGGGCUGUUCGUUUCUCCAGGGACCCACACUCCCUAGUAAGGCCCAGGAGGGACGUUGGCCAGAGGACCUCUGGGAGUUUCUGCAGAUAAUAGAGCACUUGGAACCACACACAAAAUUGCUAGUGCUGCUUCUGGUUCUGCCAAGAAGCAUUCCAGCUUUUUUCUCUGGGAGGUUUAUGUAACUCGCAGCCCUGAGAUUGUGUGCCUACCAUUUCAGCGGUGACCCCUUCCUUCCAAGCGGGAGGCUGCGUGUCAGCGGCUUAGGGCUUUCCUCCCCCACCCCCGAGGCCUCCCUCCAGGGCUACCCCUAUACCCCGCCCGGAUCCCCAACGGCCAGACUGGGCCCCUCAGGCCGAAGCCUCCCAGGAGCCUGAGUUCCCUCCUCCACAGCUCUUUCCCCGAUUGAAAACAUGCUGCUUUGAACACGGGUGGUGACUGCUGAGUUACUGCAGUUGAGAAUUUCCAUUAAAUUUCCUGCUGCCUGA